AAUCCUAAACUGUUUUGUUUUUGUUUGCCCAGAGGCGCUCACAAAUAGCGUGUUCAGGACAUGUCACACAGGAAAUUCUCUGCUCCCCGUCAUGGUUCUCUCGGAUUUACACCUAAGAAGCGUUGCCGGCGCAUUCGAGGUAAAUGCAAGGCCUUCCCUAGAGACCGAAGAUCUCUCCCACCACACCUGACUGCUUUCAUGGGAUAUAAGGCUGGAAUGACUCACAUAGUUCGUGAAGUUGAUCGACCUGGAUCGAAGGUUCAUAAGCGUGAGGUCGUCGAACCAGUAACCAUAAUGGAAUGUCCUCCUAUGGUGAUUGUUGGUAUGGUUGGAUACGCGCCUACUGCUAAGGGAUUAAGGACUUUCAAAACUGUCUGGGCAGAACAUCUGACCGAGGAGUGUAGGCGUCGAUUUUACAAAGAUUGGUGCAAAUCCAAAAAGAAGGCUUUCACUAAGGCUUCCAAAAAGUGGGCAGAUGAAGCAGGUCUUGCGCAAAUAAAUCGUGAUCUGAAGAAGAUUAAGAAGUACUGUACAGUCGUCCGAGCCAUUGCGCAUACACAGAUGCGUCUGAUGAAACAUCGCCAGAAAAAGGCACAUGUUAUGGAAAUCCAGGUAAAUGGUGGAACCAUAUCACAGAAGGUUGAUUGGAUUCGUCAGCACUUCGAAAAGCAGAUACCUGUUUCAAACGUGUUUUCUCAAGAUGAGAUGAUCGAUGUUAUAGGUGUUACUAAAGGUAAAGGCUUCAAAGGUGUUACUUCCCGCUGGCACACCAAGAAACUCCCUCGAAAAACCCACAAAGGUUUACGCAAAGUAGCCUGUAUUGGAGCUUGGCAUCCUGCCCGUGUUGCGAGGUCAGUUGCUAGGGCUGGACAGAAGGGUUACUUCCACAGGACGGAGUUGAAUAAAAAAAUUUACAGGAUUGGGAUGGGUUUACAAGCACAGCUGGAAGUUGCGAAGGCUGAAGCCGCUAAGGACGAUAAAGACAAAAAUACAGUUCCAAAACCUAAAGGCAAUGCGUCAACUGAAUUCGAUUUGACAGCUAAAAAUAUCACACCAAUGGGUGGUUUCCCACAUUACGGUGAAGUUAGGAACGAUUAUGUCAUGAUUAAGGGUUGCUGCAUGGGUCCAAGAAAGCGUGUUAUUACGCUUCGAAAAACAUUAAUUCCACAAGUCAAACCACGAUCAAAGGAAAAGAUAGUCCUUAAGUUUAUUGACACAUCAUCCAAGUUUGGUCACGGUCGGUUCCAGACUCGUGCUGAGAAACAAGCAACUAUGGGUCCUUUGAAAAAGUGUCCAGGCCGCGCAAAGGUUGCAUAAUCGUAAUUUCCUGCAAUAAAAUUAUGGUAGAAAUACUUUUUUUUCAUUGAGUUACUAGUAAAUCGGGUCAACGUAGUAAAUGAACUUGUUGGCUAAUCAUCUGUUAGCACGAAUGUCCUUUGCUGUAUCGUUCCUGAUUAGCCCGAUAUAUUACCUAACCGCUCUAUAUACCUAUAAAUAAAGUAUUUAAUUGAAAAACGGUAAAAUAAUUUAAUGACUGCUGUAGUCGACCUAGGUAUCGUCUGUUUUAGAUGGAAGAGUAGAUACUUUUUAGUGCCCGACUAAUUGCUCGCUUUCUCCAUUAAACGCGUUGUCUGUCUGUGUUGCAAUGUUCGUUGGUUCAUGUUAGAUAUAGACCAUAGUUAGCUAAUGCAUCUGUUAUUCCGUCAAGAACUGCGAUUUUUAUGCAUAAGGCAUUUAAGCAUUUCAAACGCGG
This is a messenger RNA of Schistosoma turkestanicum, 1753 nucleotides long. The record is from the annotation of a GenBank genome assembly. Lineage: Eukaryota; Metazoa; Platyhelminthes; Trematoda; Strigeidida; Schistosomatidae.